AGCGUCGACAAGAAGGAGGGCCGGUCGUACAACAUCUUCGAGGGCCGGGACAUCGUAUACCGCGAGUCCAACGACCUCAACAAACAGGUCGAGGGCUUCGUCAACCGACGCACGGGCCACGGCUACCAGGCGGUGGACGGAGCCCUGGACUACUACCUCGCGGAGCUCUAGCGCGCCGACGGCGUCCUCCCCCCGCCCAGGCGGCGCGCCCCACGCGGCCGCUCCCGCGGGGAUAACUAUGGAAAGUCAACGGGUUUUGCCGGCGCAGCGCGAGGGAGCUCUACGACCGCUAUUUUGACUGGCUGUGCCCUCCAGCUAGGCUUCACUCGUGCACUGCGGGUGCGGGUGCAGCACUUUGAUAGCGCCAUGCAAACAAACAGGGAGAGCGCUGCCCAAAAGAUCGAUAUAGGCAUAGGGCAGCCACCAAAGGACGCGAUCGUCCACCCGCACGCCAUUCGACGCGACUGUUUCGUCCGGAACUGCAUUGCGGACCACGAGCUGAGUUGCUGCACUGCUCUCAGCCGACUGCAGGGAGCAACAAACGCGAGGGCCCUAGAGGAGCACAGCGGGAGGCGACAAAAUGGGCCUCCAGGAGGUCAUGCUCGCGCGCAUGAAGCAGAGCCACGGCCUGAGCCGCCCCCACGCGGGCAGCUUCGCCCGGCGCGAGCAGCUGCCCGCGCUGCCGGGCACGAUCCGCGACGCCUACGCGCUCAAGCAGCAGCGCCUCGCGCCGGCCUCGGCGCGGCCGUCCUACAAGCAGCCGCCGCCGCGGCGGCGACGGCGCGCCGCGGUCGACGAGCGCGAGGACACGAUCCUCAAACCGCGGCGGGCGUCGACGUGGCGCGAGCGCGUGGCCGCGCCGCUGCGCGCGGCGGCGCCCGCGGCGCGGCGGCAGCCCGAAGCGCCGAGGCUCGAGCCAGCACGGCGACGGUCCGAAGCGCCGAGGUUCGAGCCUGCGCGACGAGGGCCAGUGGAACCUAACGUAAACGCACAGCCAGCGCGCCUGACGGCCGCGGCGUUGGCGGCGCACGAGCGGCAGCCGCGCGCGCCGCCGGCGCCGACCGGCGUGGGCCGCUUCGUCGCGUCGCCGCCGCGCGCGCGCGAGCCGCCGCCGCGCGAGCCGCCGCGGCCGCGCCAGGCCCUGCCGCCCAUCCAAAAGUUGCCCCAAGGCGGCCAAGAUAGGGGUCCCUCGAAACGCUUCGCGGACCGCGUGAGCGCGGCCGGCAAGGGCGUCGCGAGCAAGCCGGACACGGCCUUCUUCAAACAACGGCGCGCGUGCUGGGACAAAAAAAUACAAUUCAAGUACGGCAAGUCCGACGCGCUCUCGUGGGAGCGGAAAGCUGGAGAUGAAAAAUACGACCCGUCGCCCGCGGCGCCCAUCGACUACGAGAAGCACUACCGCCAGCUGCAGACGGAGCGGGCGCACAACAAACAGCUGCGCCUCAAGAACUCGGCUUCGACCCUGCGGCUCGGUGACCACGCGAACGACUACUGGCACUCGAACCACGAACUGUUUUCCGGGCGCGUGACGGGCGGGGAACUCGGCAGGCAGCGGGCGGAGAACGCGCGCAAAAAGCGACAACUUGCAUCGUCGACGCUGACGCUCGGCGACGACCCGGACUACUACUAG
Molecule: messenger RNA, 1630 nt
Organism: Pelagomonas calceolata
Lineage: Eukaryota; Pelagophyceae; Pelagomonadales; Pelagomonadaceae
Source: the annotation of a GenBank genome assembly